Messenger RNA from Polypterus senegalus (gray bichir), 2144 nucleotides. RefSeq names its product mitogen-activated protein kinase kinase kinase kinase 3b (gene map4k3b). Gene Ontology annotation, molecular function: ATP binding; MAP kinase kinase kinase kinase activity. The record is from RefSeq and is a predicted model, not a curated record. The transcript is spliced from 25 exons. Bases 234 to 2144 code for a protein of 636 amino acids. NCBI's taxonomy places the organism in Eukaryota, Metazoa, Chordata, Cladistia, Polypteriformes, Polypteridae. Gene Ontology annotation, biological process: protein phosphorylation.
CAUGCGCCCUGCGUGGUUCUGGGAAGCCAUGUUAAAGUUACAGUGAAGUCGGACUGAGAUUUUCCUGCCUUUCUGCGUUGUUUUGUUUUUGUUUUUUCUUUUCAUUUUUCUGGUCUGUCCUUUUAUCACUGGGGACCUGAAGACAUCGAAAAGAAAAGGGAGAGGCCGCACAUCGGCAGAGAUCCGCACACACCAGCGGCGAUUCCUUAAGUCGAAACGGUGGAGUUCAAAUAAUGAAUUCCAGUUUCGACCUGUCCAGAAGGAAUCCGCAGGAGGAUUUCGAGCUAAUUCAGCGGAUAGGAAGUGGCACAUAUGGAGAUGUCUACAAGGCUCGAAAUGUGAAUACUGGGGAGUUAGCAGCCAUUAAGGUCAUUAAGUUGGAACCUGGUGAGGACUUUGCAGUCGUUCAGCAGGAGAUUGUGAUGAUGAAGGACUGCAAGCAUUCCAACAUCGUGGCCUACUUUGGAAGCUAUCUCAGACGAGAUAAAUUAUGGAUUUGCAUGGAGUUUUGCGGUGGAGGAUCACUGCAGGAUAUAUAUCACGUGACUGGGCCGCUGCUGGAAGCACAGAUAGCAUAUGUGUGUCGAGAAACAUUACAGGGUUUAUACUACCUUCACAGUAAAGGAAAAAUGCACCGAGACAUUAAGGGGGCCAAUAUUCUUUUAACGGAUAAUGGUUAUGUGAAACUGGCUGACUUUGGUGUGUCUGCUCAGAUAACAGCUACAUUAGCCAAAAGAAAAUCUUUCAUUGGAACUCCAUACUGGAUGGCUCCUGAAGUUGCUGCAGUAGAAAGGAAAGGGGGCUACAAUCAGUUAUGUGACAUCUGGGCUGUUGGAAUAACAGCGAUAGAGCUGGCAGAGCUGCAGCCUCCAAUGUUUGACUUGCAUCCCAUGAGAGCUUUAUUCCUCAUGACGAAAAGCAAUUUUCAACCUCCAAAACUUAAAGACAAAGUUAAAUGGACAAAUAAUUUUCAUCAUUUCGUGAAAAUGGCACUGACCAAGAAUCCUAAGAAACGGCCUACAGCUGAGAAGCUUUUACAGCAUCCAUUUGUAACUCAACCAUUGAGCCGAACCCUAGCAAUUGAAUUGCUGGAUAAAGCAAAUAAUCCUGAUCAUAGUACUUACCACGAUUUUGAUGACGAUGAUCCUGAGUUUAAAUAUUUGGGAAUCUUUUGUCCUGCCUCUCCUCGUUCAAGGCGAGCCCUUCGCUUUGCAGCCCGCCCAAAGCCACCGAUUGUUGUGCCGCACAGAAUCCACUCCACGAGUCGAAAUGUGAGGGAGGAGAAGACGCGCUCGGAGAUCAACUUUGGACAAGUAAAGUUUGAUCCACCGAUGAGAAAGGAGACAGAACCACACCAUGAGCUCCCUGACAGUGAGGAUUUUUUGGACUGUUCAGAAGAAUUGUACUACACAGCAAGAUCAAACCUGGAUAUUCAACUAGAAUACGCACAAGGACCUCAGAGUAGUUGUUUCUUCGGACAAAAUAAGAGCCUGCUAAAAUCCGUGGAAGAAGAGCUUCAUCAGAGGGGACAUGUGGCACAUUUAGAGGAUGAUGAUGGUGAUGGUGAUGAAACUCAACACUCUUCCAGCUCAACAAUGAGACCCAAAGUGCCGCCACCUCUACCGCCCAAGCCCAAGUCAAUCUACGUCCCCCAAGAGAGCCAUUCCGUCGACGAAGACAGCCAAGGGACCAUUAAGAGAUGUCCGUCGACGCAGAGCCCUGCCAGGCCACAAACCAAUGUUCCUCCCAGACCCCCACCUCCCCGGCUUCCCCCUCACAAACUCAGCAGCUUAGGGAAUGGCAUCAAUGCCUGUCAGUUAAACGGUGACAAAGACAGCUACGGCCAGCAGAGCAGCGAGAAGCAGAGCACCAUCCCGCCCGCCGUGCCCACCAGAAAGGAUAAGAAAGAAACCGUGAAACCAAUAAGCAACGGCCUUCCACCGACUCCCAAAGUGCAUAUGGGAGCCUGUUUCUCAAAGGUCUUCAACGGCUGUCCUUUAAAAAUCCAUUGUGCCACGUCAUGGAUAAAUCCAGACACGCGAGAUGUCAAUGCCAUUUUAGACGUUGCUUAUGCUACUCACAUAUGCACAGAGAUCAAAGGUCAAAUCAAUGAAGCCAUCUUUCCUUCUACCAAAGAGAGUUGA